AUGGCUGAUCAAGAUACAACACUCCCCGGAGAAACUAUCCCUCAGUCUUCGCAUCCCCUUCCACGCCAACGCAUGGGCGUGCAGCGCGACCAAGCGCUACCCAAUCCCCAGCCUUGGCCAGCACCCCAAAAGCUCGACUGGGACCUACACGUGUCUACGCGCACUGCCAGUCGACUACACAGGGUUGCAGUGCAUAAGAGCAUCACCUUACUGAAUACAUGCCUUCAAGAGACAGAGGCUCUGGCAGUCGCGCAGUCAUCACCCGCAGCCGUCGAGAGCGUCUAUCCAGAGCAAGCACCAAAUUUGGCCGAGCAUCAGCUGAAUUCCAGUGACUACUGGGACACCAUUCUCUCGCUUCCGAAGCCUGAGGAUGCUGACCUCGAACAUGUCACUCGCUCUCUCAGACGUAGCGAAAUCCAAACGUCUACUGCCGCUCAGUCCGAGGACACUGAAAACGACAGCGCAGGCGCAGAUACCCCCCUACCCACCCCGACACAGCUUACGGUUGCUGGGUCUUCCCAGCCAAGUCACAACGAGACUGUCGACAGUUCAAUCUCGAUGGAGGACAUGCCGGCGAUCGACAAUGAACAACCUAACCCAUUCGACAACAUGGGCAUACCAAUGGAUCUAGACGUUGCCGUUCCUAGCGGAAUCGACUCUGUGCAGGCGGAGGCUCCUCGUGACGAUGGCGCGCCGAGCCACAUUGAAGACGAAGCAAUGAAGGACGACAACGUCUACUUCAACGACGACGAAAUAUUGUCAGGCACAGAGAAUACCGCCGGCGAACUGCUCGCUGACUGGCUCGAAUCCAAAGAAUUAGACAAAGAGCUCCUCGACGCGAAAUCUGAUAAAUCCACAAAGUCUGAGAGUCUCGCAGGGUCUGAGGAUCUCUCAAACACGGCGACCUCAUUUGCACUCAGUGACUCCACUGACGCCAUGGACACUGGGAUCGAAAUUCCAUUCUUGCCUCUAGACCAACCAGUUCCCCGUGUUCUUCGCUGGCCGUCCCCUGAAUGGAUUCGCGAUUACCCCAGCAAUGACUCAUGGCCAUUCAACUUGUACGACUAUCUGUUCAGGAUUGAAAAAAUCCGUCGAAACGUCAGGUCAGCACUGCAGCAACGAGGCUUGGAGAAUACCGAGAACGCCGGCAGCACCAUGGCCGACGCAAGCAACCUGGCAGGGGCUGGGUAUGACGACGGGGGCGAGGAAGAAGACAAUGUCGAUGGUCGAUUCGAUCUGCUCCAGAUGCAGAACAACUGGAACGCAGACGUCGCCGAAGAUGUCAUUGAAUUCUUCAACAAAGCUGGACCCGAUGCCACGCUCAUAAGCGCUGCGCACCUGCGCCGACUCAAGGCGACGGUCGCGCAGCUGGGCCUCAUGGUCAGGAUCUCCGCGACGGCAAUAACUCGUCGCGAGAAGAUGCCUGCGAACCGCAAUCAUCUCUUUCAAAGUCUGCACAGCGUGCGCGGCGACAAGAGCCAUGUGAUGCAUUCUAAGGGUUUGGGCAGCACAUUGCGAGAAGUGAUCUCCGUGGAUGAGCCCUGGCCGGAGGCUUGGGAAGUGGGCCUAUUGCGCCCCGAAAGACGUAAACUGUUCGUUAUGGGCAAGAAGGAGUACCAGACUUCAAAGAAAGACGACCAGGACGGGCUAUUUUUUGUUGGCGCCGGAGAGGAUGAAUAG
Messenger RNA from Emericellopsis atlantica, 1680 nucleotides. RefSeq lists its product as uncharacterized. Lineage: Eukaryota; Fungi; Ascomycota; Sordariomycetes; Hypocreales; Bionectriaceae. The transcript has a single exon. Bases 1 to 1680 code for a protein of 559 amino acids. The record is from RefSeq and is a predicted model, not a curated record.